Funneliformis caledonium is the source of this 456-nucleotide messenger RNA. The record is from the annotation of a GenBank genome assembly. NCBI's taxonomy places the organism in Eukaryota, Fungi, Glomeromycota, Glomeromycetes, Glomerales, Glomeraceae.
AUGAAUGUAAGAUCUCAUUCUUUUGUUUCCUUUUCGAUAUUAUCGGGUACAUUUGCAGCAUUGGCUUCAGUAUUUGCAAAGCUGUUUACCGAUGCUCGGACAUUUGUGGUUGCGCAAUAUUUGUGUAAUAUAAUUGUGAAUGAGAAUUGUGAAGAUAUUUUAAAUGAGACAAUCCGGGUGAAAUUCUUACGCAUUUGUUGCUUUGGAUCGAUUUUUAUAUGUAACACCUUGAUGUGGACAUUCUUCACUAAAGCGUUAAAUAAGUCGUCAUCAUCUCUUCAGGUCACUGUAUUGAACACCGCGACGAACUUUUGCAUGACUGCGGUUUUAGGAAAUAUUAUCUUUGGAGAAAUCCUUUCUCUUCAAUGGUGGAUUGGAGCAAGCUUGAUCGUGAUCGGAACACUUUUAGUAAAUGAUAGAAAAGAUCAAAUGAAGAACAAGGAUAAACGACAAUAA